This is a messenger RNA of Acytostelium subglobosum LB1, 264 nucleotides long. RefSeq lists its product as hypothetical. Bases 1 to 264 code for a protein of 87 amino acids. The transcript has a single exon. The record is from RefSeq and is a predicted model, not a curated record. Lineage: Eukaryota; Evosea; Eumycetozoa; Acytosteliales; Acytosteliaceae.
AUGGCACUGCGAUGGAUCCUCAAAGACUCAUCACUAUUGACACCAAGAAUCCACAACAGGAAUUGGUGUUGGAUUGAGGAGUUUGGCGACGGCACCUCCAACUUCAACAAGGACAACGCUAUCACUGGUAUUGAUCUCAACCUUGGUGAACAGAAAUGGGAUUUCAUUGGUUUCCUAAGCGAAAAUACCAACUUGACACAUCAAUCAACUGUGGUGUGCAAACGUAAGCUGGUCAUCACACCUAAUGGCCUUGUUUUGGUGUAA